This is a messenger RNA of Bufo gargarizans (Asiatic toad), 6954 nucleotides long. It is a transcript of the gene PPFIA3, whose product is annotated as PTPRF interacting protein alpha 3. Gene Ontology annotation, molecular function: protein binding. The transcript is spliced from 29 exons. Gene Ontology annotation, cellular component: presynaptic active zone. Lineage: Eukaryota; Metazoa; Chordata; Amphibia; Anura; Bufonidae. The record is from RefSeq and is a predicted model, not a curated record. Gene Ontology annotation, biological process: synapse organization. The coding region runs from base 896 to 4501 and encodes 1201 amino acids.
CCAGGGAGGCGCUGCUGCUGGGCUGGUGUUAGGGGUGAUUUUCUGUGCACCCCGUUGUUGGAGCGAUGUGGGAGGAGCGGGGUGUCAGCUGGAAGGGAUGAUGGAGCUGGAAGACACCGGCUUUCCUUCCCUCGUCGCCGGCUAGCAGAGCUACUGCAGCGGGGCACCUGCAUCUCCGCUCCACAGUCUGCAGCGGAGAGGAAGACAGGAGCCCAUCAUUGAUGUACCCGGGGAGGAGACAGCUCGGUCUAGGGGGGCAUCCAAGACACAGGUGGGGCACUGUGGUAUCGCCAGCCUCAGGGGCAAGGGGGUGAUGAGCUGUGAUAUAAGAGGGCUGGGGGAGACACACUGCAAUACAGGGUUCUAGGCUGACACAUUGUAACGAAGAGGAUGUCAUCAGAGCUUUACCAUGUAAUGCAGGGGAGAAAGGGUGUAGUAUUGGGUUCAGUCAUAUAGAAGGGUAAUGGGGGGGUCAGGUCCAGGGGGUCUCUAAGGAAGAAAUCCAUAACCACAGGCAUCGCCAGAGACCACGAGAGAGGCCCAUCCGGUGGAGAACAGGUGGUGUUACAUACUUGCGUGGACGUUCUUAAUGGUUGGUGACUUCUUUGAGGAAAGUCCUGACUUCUUGACCUGGUCCAUACAUUUCCAUGUAGUGACUUGAUUGGGAAACCUCUUCCUGGCUGUGAUAAAGAUGCUUCAAGCUGGACAUUACACGUAGCCUUCAUGCAUAUGGUUACCCUCCCAUUUUCAUUUUUGAUGUAAACUCGUGGAUCCACUCCUGUGCAGUCUCUCCCCCCCCCCCCACCUGUUUGCCUUCGUUGGAUUUGUCAGCAUUUAUAGCCCUCCAGGGUGCCUUCUUUUCCUGGUGUAUAUUUUGUGACAUAAAGCUGCCAAGAUGAUGUGCGAAGUGAUGCCCACCAUUAACGAGGACAACCGUCGGGGUUCAACCUACAGCUCCGACGAUGCCAACUUUGAGCAGCUUAUGGUAAACAUGUUAAAUGAGAGGGAGAGGUUGCUUGAGACUCUGCGAGAGACUCAGGAGAGCCUGGCCACUGCACAGCUACGUCUGAGAGAAUUGGGUCAUGAGAAGGAAUCUCUUCAAAGGCAGCUUAACAUCGCCCUUCCACAGGAAUUCGCAGCCCUCACUAAGGAGUUGAACUUGUGUCGCGAGCAACUUCUGGAGAGAGAAGAAGAGAUUGCGGAACUGAAAGCAGAAAGAAACAACACUCGGCUGCUGUUGGAACACUUGGAAUGUUUGGUGUCCAGACACGAGCGCUCACUGAGGAUGACUGUGGUGAAGAGGCAGGCACAAUCACCAGCCGGUGUCUCCAGUGAGGUAGAAGUGUUGAAAGCUCUAAAGUCCCUCUUUGAGCAUCACAAGGCUCUUGAUGAAAAGGUUCGAGAGCGCCUUCGAGUGGCCCUUGAAAGGGUAGCAGUGCUGGAGGAAGAGCUGGAAAUGUCCAGUCAGGAGUCUCUUUCACUACGAGAACAGCUUGCAAGGAGGAGGUCAGGAAUCGAUGAUGGCAGUAAAGAUGGAGACUCUACCAUCCUGAAUGGCUCCACGCACCAUGAGCUUAGAGUGGGGCGGGAAACUGAGCUGGAAGAGAUGUUGGAGAAACAAAGGUUAGAACUAUGUCAACUGAAGGAACGCUUGACCAUGAUGUGCCGCCAAAUGGCCGAACUGGAGGAAGAGUUAAACACUGCACAAAAAGAUCUUAUAAAAUCCGAGGAAGUCAGCGCCAAACUACAGCGUGACGUUAAAGAGGCUCUGGCACAAAGGGAAGAUAUGGAAGAACGGAUCACUACCUUAGAGAAACGCUACCUGAGUGCACAGAGAGAAGCCACUUCACUCCAUGAUGUCAAUGAUAAGUUAGAGAAUGAACUUGCCAGUAAAGAAUCCCUCUAUAGACAGAGCGAAGAGAAGAACCGGCAGCUGCAGGAGUGGCUGGAAGAUGCCAAGCAGAAAUUGCAGCAGACCCUUCAGAAGGCGGAGACUUUACCAGAGAUUGAGGCUCAGCUGGCGCAGCGAGUGGCGGCUCUCAGCAAGGCAGAGGAGAGACAUGGGAAUUUUGAAGAGAGGCUUCGUCAACUUGAAGCCCAGCUGGAGGAGAAGAACCAGGAACUACAAAGGGCCCGUCAAAGGGAGAAAAUGAACGAUGAACACAAUAAGCGUCUGUCGGAUACUGUCGAUAAACUCCUGUCUGAAUCAAACGAAAGACUGCAGUUGCAUCUUAAGGAGAGGAUGGGAGCCCUGGAGGAGAAGAACACUCUCUCAGAGGAGAUAGCUAACAUGAAAAAGCUGCAGGAGGAGCUUCUUCUCAAUAAGGAGCAACUAGUGGCUGAGAUUGACCGUAUGCAGCUAGAGAUAGACCAGCUGAGAGGGCGACCUUCGUCCACAUACUCCAGAUCUCUCCCUGGCAGUGCCCUAGAGCUCCGCUACUCCCAGGCACCAACCCUACCCAUGGGCAGCCACAUGGAUCACUACAGCAGCACAGCCGUGAUUAGGCGGCCGAAAAAGGGUCGUUGGGCGGCAUUGAAAGACGAUCCCACAAAGAUUCGAACACUGGACGAACAGGACUGGGAGCGGGCACAGCAAGCCAAUGUACUGGCCAAUGUGGCACAAGCAUUUGAAAGUGACAUGGACUGCUCAGAUGAAGACGAUAGGGAAACCAUCUUUAGCUCCGCGGACUUGCUGUCUCCUAGCGGCCAGACGGAUGUGCAAACACUGGCUAUCAUGUUACAGGAGCAGCUAGAAGCGAUCAACAAAGAGAUCAAGUUAAUACAGGAGGAGAAGGAGACCACCGAGCUACGAGCUGAGGAGAUAGAGAGCCGAGUCACUAGUGGUACUCUUGAUGGAUCCCUUGGACGUUAUCGCUCAGCCAGUUCCAUCCCAACAUCAGUAACCACUUCUACACUGGCCAGUCCUUCCCCGCCCAGUAGUGGGCACUCCACCCCACGCAUCACCCCUCACAGCCCGGCCAGAGAGGGAGAGAAAUUUAAUCAUGUCCCUAAAGAAGACAGCAGAGAUGAAAAGUCAUUAAUGCAAUGUGAGACAACCCCUCCCUUGACCCCUCGCGCUGUACGACUGGAAAGAAUGACCCAGGCACUUGCUCUACAAUCCAGCUCCUUGGAGGAUGGAAGAGAAUCCAGAGCAAGCCUGGGCGCGGAUGGCCUUGGAGGCACCAAUAGCACCAGCCAGGACUCUCUGCAUAAAGCUGCUAAAAAGAAAAGCAUCAAGUCCUCAAUAGGGCGUUUGUUUGGCAAGAAGGAGAAGGGCCGUAUGGGACAGAUGGGCCGAGAAUCCUCAUCUCUUGCUGGAACUCCAUCUGAGGAGACCUCACCUGCCGAUCCUAUGGGCUUGUCCAAGCUGGCUGGACCUGUGGACAAAGACCGCAGAAACAAGAAGAAGCAUGAGCUUCUGGAAGAAGCUUGUAGACAAGGACUUCCAUUUGCUGCUUGGGAUGGACCCACUGUUGUUUCUUGGCUGGAGUUGUGGGUUGGUAUGCCAGCGUGGUACGUGGCUGCAUGCCGUGCCAAUGUGAAGAGUGGGGCCAUCAUGGCUAACUUGUCUGAUACAGAAAUCCAGCGUGAGAUUGGUAUCAGCAACCCUCUACAUCGUCUGAAGCUACGCCUUGCCAUCCAGGAGAUGGUCUCUCUUACGAGUCCUUCGGCACCAGCCACGUCACGCACGUCAACAGGAAAUGUAUGGAUGACCCAUGAAGAAAUGGAAACUUUAACUGCCACUACUAAACCCAUCCUGGCAUAUGGGGACAUGAAUCACGAGUGGGUUGGUAAUGACUGGCUGCCUAGUCUUGGUUUGCCCCAGUAUCGUAGCUACUUCAUGGAGUCCUUAGUCGAUGCUAGAAUGUUAGACCACCUGAACAAAAAGGAGCUUCGAGGACAACUGAAAAUGGUAGAUAGUUUCCAUAGGGUUAGCCUUCAUUAUGGUAUCAUGUGCCUGAAGAGAUUAAACUAUGACCGUAAAGAACUGGAGAGAAGACGAGAAGAAAGCCAAAACCAACUUAAAGAUGUCAUGGUGUGGUCCAAUGAACGGGUAAUGUGCUGGGUGCAGUCUUUGGGGCUGAAGGAGUAUGCCAAUAACUUGCAUGAAAGUGGAGUCCAUGGAGCCCUCGUUGCAUUAGAUGACACAUUCGACUGUAAUGACCUGGCACUGCUGCUACAGAUCCCAACGCAGAACACGCAGGCUCGGCAAGUGCUGGAAAAGGAGUACAGCAAUCUCAUCACCAUGGGGACGGAGCGGAGACUCGAUGAGGAUAGUGCCAAGACAUUCAGCCGGUCCCCCUCUUGGAGAAAGAUGUUCCGUGAAAAGGAUCUACGAGGAGUUAGUCCGGAUUCAGCCGAAAUGUUGCCGGCAAACUUCCGGACUGCCGCUGUCUCCUCCAUUACUUCACCUGCCGUGCAGCUACGGAAGAUGCAGUCUGAAGGAAGUCCCUCCAGCAGCCAGCGAGCAGACGUCUCAGUCAGAACCUAUUCCUGUUAAUGCCGUCUUAAUGCGGUAACAUUAUUAGGGCAAUAAGUUCACUGAGGGCACUUUUUUGACAUUCACUCACUUCGCCAAAGGGGCUUGGCCAAUCUGAAUAUCAUACCCCUCCAACCAAGGCACUUUCUGCACACCUAGACACUGCUCGCUGUGUCAUAUAGGGGAAUACAGAUGUGAACUGAACACAGAAAAGCCCUGCAGAACAUUUAAGACAUUUUACAUCCUCAUGUUCUGUCUGUGGAUCCAGGAAAUAAUCCGUCGUACAGGUGGAAUCAAGGGAGCAUGCACUGGAAACUCAUCUUCAUUAUUUCAAUUAUUUUCCAGUCCAUUGAGUGCUGGUGGGUUGUUGCAGACCCUUUCAACAUUGAGGAGGUUUUGGUCAAGAAGAAACUCUCUUAAAUAUAAAACCUUGGGUGGGACCAAAGGGGAAUUGGUGAAUAGUUAAUAUGUGACUUAGACUUUGUGUUUUGUUUUAUGUUGGGUUCAUCUUGAGCUAUGCAGAUUGCAGUCCAUUCCCGCUCAAAAAAAAAUCAAAUUUGACUGAAGACUCAGUACAAAGCCAUGUUAUACCCGGUGUGUUGGAUUUAAAAAAAAAAAAAAGUCCUAGAUGAGAUGAGACUUUCCCUGGAUGGACGUGGUGCAGAAGAACCUUUAACUGAUACCACCAGAACAUCUCUAGGCUCUUUCCAUUUAUUCAAGUCCCACCAACUUCUCGUGGCCAUGACAAUGCCAAUACAGCAUGGCAACAAUUUUGAUCGUACUGUCAUAAAUAUUAUUUUUUUUUAUUUAUUAUUAUUUAUUUGUCAUUUUACUUUUCACUGCCAGUCAACAUAGCACUGCACAAGGUAGACGAUGUGCACACAACCGUCUCGUGUUCUAAAGAGCUCGGCAGUUUUUCUUUUGGUACUCGUAACAAACUCAAGAACGUGCGUUCUACAAGCUGGGAUUCCCGCUUCCGUAAAACAACUAGAAGUUGGUAACCUUACUAGUUUUACAACUUUUCUUUUCUUUUGUAGGGUCUACAGAUUCUUGUUUACAGGUGAAAAAAAGAGCCAGUUACAUUGAGUGUUUUUUUCAUCUUGUAUGCUAUCUUGUGGGUCUGUAAGUGCUCGAUAUAUUUGCGACAUUACAGGUUUAUGUGAAACUAAUAUGCCCUCCUUAUUUCUGUGCCAUUUCCAAAUGGGUCAGUAAAACGGCUGUUUCACCGUAGAGCACACUACAAAAACUUUGGCUCUCUAGCUGUUGUCGCAAGGGGUUUUACAACAGCUGGAGACCCAUGGGCUGCUGCUAACCCUUUCCCCUAUUGUGUAAAACAUAUCAAUUCAAAUAUCUCAGACUGCUCUGUUGGAUAACUCUUGAAGUGGACAAAUGCCUUAAGUCAUUAAUCAGUUCUUAGGAGGACAUUUACAAAAGUUACAUUACAGUUUAUUUAUUUCAUACCAGGUAUGUCAUAUUGUUCUACUGUCUCCGGUAUUUUACGUAUCAAAUCAGAAGACCUCCUCCCAUAGGGGGACAAGAGGCAGAAUAUUUGGCCCAUGUCCCAUUAUAUAAGUAGAUACUUUAUGGUUACUUCAUAAACUUGUGUCUUUUUUUGUGUUAUGACUGUGCCAAAUAGGGAUGAAAUUAUGAUGGCAAAUGAGGUUGCACCUCAUCACUUCUCUGUGGUGGACAUAUUAACAGUAUAUUAUUAAUUACAUGCUAUAGCCUACAACCAUGGAAGAAGAGAUUAUACAUUUUAGAAAAGCUCCAGGCAGAUGUGAGAUACCGUUGAGAUGCCUCAAGGGUCAUUGUGUUCAGUGGCAGUAAAAAUGGCAGCUAAAGAGGAAAGCCACAGAUCGGCCGUUCGGCCCAUCACUUGAGUAAGAGGUCUGUACUUAUGUAUCAUAGCAGUGCCUGGAUGAUGUUAUACAGAAGCUUUUUACUUUACAGAGGAAUAUAUUCUAUAGGGAAGUGCCUUGAUGACCCAUUAAAUGUUCUAGAAAGGCAGCUGCUUGUCAAUGAGAUGUCGGGGCCUUUCCUGUUUUUUUUUUGUUUGUUUUUUCAAAAGGUUGCUCUCUGGUCGUGAAAAGGUUAAAGUUCUGCUUUGACCAUCGGGUUGUAGCUAAUGAUCUGUGCUGGUUGUCUGCAUGAUGUGAUUCAACAUGGUACAUGUGCUUGACGGGGAAGUCCAUCUAAAAUCCAUAUUCUAGACAUGUCAGAAGAUGAUGUGAAUAGACAUCCAUGGUCUCAGACCCCCCCCAUCCACCCAGACACAGCAUCUGGCACAGAGCGCUGCAGAAUUUAUGUUGCGUUAGGGAUUUCGAGUUCUAGAAAGACGUUACCAUGCCCAGCUCCUUUGUUUUAGAAAAUUUUAAGGCUCUUGGGAUCCCACUGUUUUUAGGUGAAUUUGGAUGGAUUUCUUAUUCAUAACAUUUAGCUUCAGAUCGAUAAGACCAUUUUCAUCUUUUUGGAAG